Messenger RNA from Geosmithia morbida, 462 nucleotides. RefSeq lists its product as uncharacterized. The record is from RefSeq and is a predicted model, not a curated record. Gene Ontology annotation, cellular component: cytosol; nascent polypeptide-associated complex. The coding region runs from base 1 to 462 and encodes 153 amino acids. The transcript has 3 exons. NCBI's taxonomy places the organism in Eukaryota, Fungi, Ascomycota, Sordariomycetes, Hypocreales, Bionectriaceae.
AUGGCUGACAUCCAGGAGCGCCUCAAGAAGCUUGGCCAGGGAGCCCGUAUCGGUAUUGGCAAGGGUACCCCCCGUCGCAAGGUCAAACGUGCUCCCGCCCGCUCCGCCGCCGACGAUAGGAAGCUUCAGCAGAGCUUGAAGAAGCUCGGCACCCAGCCCAUCCAGGCCAUUGACGAGGUCAACAUGUUCAAGUCUGACGGCAACGUCCUGCACUUUGCUGCCCCCAAGGUCCACGCCGCUGUCCCCAGCAACACCUUUGCCAUCUACGGUAACGGUGAGGACAAGGAGCUCACCGAGCUCGUCCCCGGCAUCCUCAACCAGCUCGGCCCCGACUCCCUCGCCUCACUCCGCAAGCUCGCCGAGAGCUACCAGAACAUGCAGAAGGGCGAGAAGGGUGAGGAGGACGACGGCGAGAUCCCCGACCUCGUCGAGGGUGAGAACUUUGAGAGCAAGGUCGAAUAA